Messenger RNA from Oryctolagus cuniculus (rabbit), 8447 nucleotides. NCBI's taxonomy places the organism in Eukaryota, Metazoa, Chordata, Mammalia, Lagomorpha, Leporidae. The record is from RefSeq and is a predicted model, not a curated record.
CCCAGCGCAGCGGCCCGGCUCCCGCCUGUCUCCUCCCCGCCGCCGCCCAGAACCCGGCUGCUCCGCCAGAGCCGGCGAGACCGCGGCGCCAGCGUCGACGGCGGCUGCGACGGCCUCGGGAGCGCGUGAGGCUCCGGGGUCGCGGCGGCGAUUGGCCGGCCGCGGCGCCCGCUCCCAGAAUGCAGCGCAUGGCGCGUCAUUGAAGAGAGACCAUGAUGGCGGCAGCGCUGGGGCCCCCAGAAGUGAUCGCUCAGCUGGAGAACGCGGCCAAAGUUCUGAUGGCACCACCAUCUAUGGUCAGUAAUGAACAGCGCCAGCAUGCAGAACACAUAUUCUUGUCAUUUAGGAAAUCAAAAUCACCGUUUGCAGUUUGUAAGCAUAUUUUAGAAACUAGUAAAGUGGACUAUGUCCUUUUCCAAGCUGCUACAGCCAUCAUGGAAGCAGUGGUCCGAGAGUGGAUUCUCUUGGAAAAAGGUAGCAUCGAGUCCCUGCGGACAUUCCUUUUAACCUAUGUCUUACAAAGGCCUAACCUGCAAAAGUAUGUUCGGGAACAGAUUCUAUUAGCAGUAGCAGUAAUUGUAAAACGAGGCUCAUUAGAUAAGUCAAUUGACUGCAAAAGCAUUUUUCAUGAAGUCAGCCAGUUAAUAAGUAGUGGCAAUCCCACUGUGCAAACUCUGGCCUGUUCUAUUCUAACUGCAUUAUUAAGUGAAUUCUCAAGUUCAAGUAAAACUAGCAACAUUGGACUGAGUAUGGAAUUCCAUGGUAACUGCAAAAGAAUUUUUCAGGAAGAAGACCUUCGUCAGAUCUUCAUGUUAACUGUUGAAGUUCUACAGGAAUUCAGCAGGCGGGAAAACCUCAAUGCGCAGAUGUCCUCCGUAUUUCAGCGUUACCUUGCGCUCGCCAAUCAAGUCUUGAGCUGGAACUUUCUUCCUCCAAAUUUGGGCAGACAUUAUAUAGCUAUGUUUGAAUCCUCACAAAAUGUGCUGUUGAAGCCAACAGAGUCCUGGCGGGAGACUCUUCUGGACAGCAGAGUUAUGGAACUUUUCUUCACAGUACAUCGAAAAAUCAGAGAAGAUUCAGAUAUGGCACAAGAUUCUCUGCAGUGCCUUGCCCAGUUAGCUUCUCUUCAUGGACCCAUCUUCCCCGAUGAAGGAUCACAAGUUGAUUAUCUAGCACACUUCAUUGAGGGAUUACUGAAUACUAUCAAUGGAAUUGAAAUAGAAGAUUCUGAAGCUGUGGGGAUCUCCAGCAUUAUCAGCAACCUGAUAACUGUGUUCCCUCGAAAUGUCUUAACUGCCAUUCCAAAUGAACUUUUCUCCUCCUUUGUUAACUGCCUCACACACCUCACUUGUUCUUUUGGGCGAAGUGCUGCAUUGGAAGAAGUGCUUGAUAAAGAUGACAUGGUGUACAUGGAAGCAUAUGAUAAAUUGCUGGAGUCCUGGCUGACUUUGGUCCAAGAUGACAAACAUUUCCAUAAAGGCUUUUUUACCCAGCAUGCAGUUCAAGUUUUCAAUUCUUAUAUUCAGUGCCACUUAGCUGCUCCAGAUGGCACAAGGAAUUUGACUGCCAAUGGCGUGGCCUCUCGUGAGGAAGAAGAAAUAAGUGAGCUUCAAGAGGACGAUCGAGACCAGUUUUCUGAUCAACUGGCCAGUGUAGGAAUGCUAGGAAGGAUUGCUGCAGAACACUGUAUACCUCUGCUGACAAGUUUAUUGGAAGAAAGAGUAACAAGGCUCCAUGGUCAGUUACAGCGACAUCAGCAACAAUUACUUGCUUCACCUGGUUCAAGCACGAUUGACAACAAAAUUCUUGAUGAUCUCUAUGAAGAUAUUCACUGGCUUAUUUUAGUUACAGGCUACCUCUUAGCUGAUGAUACUCAGGGAGAGACUCCGCUAAUACCUCCAGAAAUAAUGGAAUAUUCCAUUAAGCAUUCAUCUGAAGUUGACAUUAAUACAACACUUCAAAUUUUGGGAUCUCCAGGAGAAAAGGCUUCUUCCAUCCCAGGGUACAACAGAACAGAUUCUGUGAUUAGGCUAUUAUCUGCUGUUCUAAGAGUUUCAGAAGUUGAAUCUCGAGCAAUAAGAGCAGAUCUCACUCAUCUACUAAGCCCCCAAAUGGGCAAAGAUAUUGUUUGGUUUCUAAAACGCUGGGCAAAGACUUAUCUUCUGGUGGAUGAAAAGCUAUACGAUCAGAUAAGUUUGCCAUUCAGUACCGCAUUUGGAGCAGAUACCGAGGGUUCUCAGUGGAUCAUUGGCUACCUCUUACAAAAAGUCAUCAGUAACCUCUCAGUGUGGAGUAGUGAGCAGGACCUUGCAAAUGAUACUGUACAGCUCCUUGUCACUUUGGUGGAACGAAGAGAAAGGGCAAACUUAGUAAUUCAGUGUGAAAACUGGUGGAACCUAGCAAAGCAGUUUGCAAGUCGAAGCCCCCCUCUAAAUUUCUUGUCGAGUCCCGUGCAGAGGACCCUGAUGAAGGCUCUUGUCUUAGGAGGUUUUGCACAUAUGGACACAGAAACCAAACAGCAGUAUUGGACAGAGGUUCUUCAGCCUCUUCAACAGCGAUUUUUACGAGUGAUAAACCAAGAAAACUUUCAGCAGAUGUGCCAGCAAGAGGAAGUCAAGCAGGAGAUCACUGCCACGUUGGAGGCCCUGUGUGGCAUUGCCGAGGCUACCCAGAUUGACAACGUGGCAAUCCUUUUUAAUUUUUUAAUGGACUUCCUUACCAAUUGCAUUGGAUUGAUGGAAGUUUACAAAAAUACUCCCGAGACUGUUAAUCUCAUUAUAGAAGUUUUUGUUGAAGUUGCACAUAAACAGAUAUGCUAUCUUGGGGAGUCCAAAGCUAUGAACUUAUAUGAAGCCUGCCUUACAUUGUUGCAAGUUUAUUCUAAGAAUAAUUUAGGGCGGCAAAGAAUAGAUGUUACAGCAGAAGAGGAACAAUACCAAGACCUACUUCUCAUUAUGGAACUUCUUACUAACCUUCUGUCAAAAGAAUUCAUAGAUUUCAGUGAUACAGAUGAAGUGUUUAGAGGUCAUGAGCCAGGGCAAGCAGCAAAUAGAUCUGUAUCAGCAGCUGAUGUUGUGCUGUAUGGAGUAAACCUAAUUCUGCCCUUGAUGUCACAGGAUCUUUUGAAGUUUCCAACUCUUUGUAAUCAAUACUAUAAAUUAAUCACAUUUAUCUGUGAGAUUUUUCCUGAAAAAAUACCACAGCUUCCUGAGGAUCUGUUUAAAAGUCUGAUGUACUCCUUAGAACUAGGAAUGACAUCAAUGAGUUCGGAGGUUUGCCAGCUUUGCUUGGAGGCCUUGACACCCUUAGCUGAACAGUGUGCAAAAGCACAAGAAACAGACUCACCGCUUUUUCUAGCAACACGGCACUUUCUUAAGCUGGUUUUUGAUAUGCUGGUUUUGCAAAAGCACAACACAGAGAUGACCACUGCAGCUGGUGAAGCUUUCUACACGUUGGUGUGUUUGCACCAGGCUGAGUAUUCCGAGUUGGUGGAAACAUUACUGUCAAGUCAGCAAGACCCAGUCAUUUACCAGAGAUUAGCAGAUGCCUUCAACAAGCUCACUGCAAGCAGCACGCCUCCUACGCUGGAUCGGAAACAGAAGAUGGCCUUCCUAAAGAGUUUAGAAGAGUUUAUGGCAAAUGUUGGUGGUCUCCUUUGUGUAAAAUAAACAACAAAACUUUAUGCUCAAUUUAGAUCCUUUCUGCAAAGUGCACUGAAUUGCUGAAAGUUGACUUGAGUCUUGUCCUGUUCCUCAGUUCAUUUGGCCGUUCUGGAUUUUGGAGAGCCUGCAGCUUUCUUAUGUAAUGCAGUGAUACAGGAGAGGUCAGCUUUGCAUCAGCUUCUGCUGUUAGGUGUUAGCCACAAUCUGUCAUAUGUAUGUCUUCUGGAUUUUGAAUGGUGAUUGAAAAUUUCUGAAUGCAAUUCCAUAUAUGUGCAAACAGAUAUGGGCACCAUGAAAUACAUAUUCAGUGCCUUUUUCCCUUUUAUCAAAACAUAGGUGGCCAGCCAAAGUUUAGAACUUGCGCUUUUAAAUAUCAGGUGGAUAUAUACGCUGGGCAUCACUCCAUACUGUUGUCCACAGACCACCUGCUCACUUGAGGAGCUGAUUGGAAAGGCAGGUUCUUGGGCUCAACUCUGGACUCUCAGAGUCAGAAUUUCUGGUUGUUGGACCCUAGAGUCUUCAUUUUAAUAAGCUCCUCCCCUUCAUCAUCCCAAAAGCUUUGAAUCAAUGCAAGAGACAUUGAAAAAUCCUUCAGAGACUUUGUUUUGUCCAUCUUUUCUUCCCUUUGAUGAUUAGGUUUGUAAUUCAGCAGAAAGAAAAAACAUCACCAGGUUGUUUUUUAGCUUCUUUUUAGUACUCUCUCCCUCUCUUUUUUUAUGUUAACCCAGUGUUGCAGGUUUUAUGUAAUACAGGUCUAUAAUCAUACUCUGAGGCCUGGACUUGAGGAAGAAAAUACGUGUAUAUUUUUGUUCCAUAAAAAGAACUUUAGGAACUGUAGCCAUUUCAUUGCCUUAAUUUUAAAAAGAAAAUACAAAAGAGCAGAUUUGUUUUUGGUAAGAAAUCAAGUUCUGAUGCUUCAGAGUUGAUUUAGGAUGUUAGCUGCUACGAACCUGUUGCCCCUCUUGAGCGUGUGUUUUUGUGGGUUUGUGAGUGAAAUGAAAUGCUCAUUCCUGUGUAGUCUUAACUUUUUGAGUGUGUUUCUAUCCAGCCACACAGCCCAUAUCUACUCUGAAUGGCUUGCUUAAGCAAUAACUACUUUAAAGGAUGUGAAUUACUGAUUCACAUGGACUAUUGCACGUUGGGGCAUUAGGGGCAAUAAUGACGCUAGAGUGGGUGUUCCCUCAAGUCAUAGGAGCGAUGUGAAUUUAAUUUCAGAGAUGGAAAAAAAAUCUAGAUCCUCUAGUUUAUUCUUUUUAAUCAGGAUUCUUCUACUGCUGCCAUGCUUCCCUUAAUUCUGUGUGCUAGCUUAAAUUAUGGAAAUGAAAACUAAGGCAUAUGAAACUCCACCCACUGUAGUCCCAAGUUGCUCACCGUUGUGACGGGCAGAGGUCUCGGCGCAGUUGCAUCCCUCACUGCUGUGGAGGGGCCGGCGUUCUCCUCCCACGUGUUGCCCAGUCCUGGCUGCAAAACAUCCUGCAUAUCCAGUUUUGUACUGAUUCACAUAUAGCAUAUACAUCUUCACAUGCGAUGCAGUCAGAAUGUUCUGGAACUCUGUGCUGCUAACAGUUAUAGCAAUCAGAACUGGAGCACCGAUCACUUCCCAACUGUGCAUGUGUCCUUAGAUAGAAGAGUGCUAGGCCCAAGGGCUGUUGACUCUUUGAGGAACAUUUCUCUUCUCAGUAUCCCCAUUGAGUAACACUUAAGGUGGAGCAAAAUAUCUUAAAAGACUGCUAGGAGGAAUGCUAACAGCAUUCUUCAUGAAAAAUACAGCUUUUUUUGUUGUUGUUUUAAAAAGUACUUUGAAUGAUGCAUUAUUUUUAGGUCUAUUUUUCCUUAAAUAACUUGAAGUGAUAUGCAGUAGUAAUCACUUUGUUUUGCAUUGUUUUUAGUGUUUUGUUUCCUAGCUCCCUCAGCCUUGUUCAAUAUGUGUAGGGUGUGUGUGUGUGUGUGUGUGUGUGUGUGUGUGAAAACUAUAGUCCCUUUGCCAAAGGGCACUGAAAUUCACAACAGAGUGGAUAGGUCCACUGGCUAUGACAAAACUAUAAUCAAGUUAUUAUUAAAAAUAAAGAGGAGUAGGAAAGGAAUGUCUUGGUAAGUGAAAGGCAUCUUUGUAAGUAAAAGACAACUUUGAUCUAUGUGGAAAAAUAUACUUACUAAAUUUGCCUAGAUCCUAUUACAAUUUUGCAAUACAUGGCAUUUGAAUUAAAACAAAAUUUACUUCCGGUUGGACCAAAUAAUAUUUAAGAGAUCACCCCCAUGUUGAUCAGUGGCAACUAGGGUGUGGGGGAGGGGAGCCACCACCAUUUUGUAGGUAAUGGCGAUGCCACUCAGUUGUAGUGGCUAACCUGUUUUCAGGGUGUUGGUGUAUAUGUUUGCCUGCUUGGAUAUUUGUGUGGAUCUUUUACUUGGUCAAGUUUGUCUUUAGCUAUGUGCACUAUUUUGUUUUUCUUAAUGCUCUUGGCCCAGUGGGUAUCAAAAACACUGGCUUAAUUCUAGAAAAUUGAUUUUCACUGUUAAAACUGUUGUCAAAAGAUUGUUCAAGACAAACAUUCUUGCCCUUUUUUAUAUAUGUUAAAGGGACAUGAUCAAUAUUUGAUUUUUAGGUUUUUGUGUCUUAUACAAUUUCUGUUGUUCAUAUAGUAUCCUGUAUUCUCUAGUUUUCCAUACAUCCUUUAUUCAAUUUAUUUCUCAUUUUAUUUUCAUUGACCUGUUGGCUUCCCAAGUAAUAAUCUAAGAAUCCCAGGGUACCAUCUCUAAGAACUUUGUUCUUUUCACAAUUUGCAUUGAUGUAACAGCCCCUGUAAACAUGUUCUGGGAACUCUGCUAAAAGAGUUAAUUUGCUUUUGUGGUCCUUGUGCUGGGUCAGCGGCUGCCUGGGUCGCUAAACCACUUGAUGGUAUUUGAUAAUUGCCUUUCCAACACAGUAACUGGGAGAGAGUGGCAUGGUAACAUCACUGAAUUGAGGUUUUUGUCUGGUAUAAGUGUGACAUUUUAUGUAAACAAACUUUACAGGAUUUAAAAAAAAAAAAAAACAAAUUUUAAGAAUUCAAUCAUUACAUUGUAAACUGUAUCUAAGUUUAUUACACUACUCUGUUCAGAUGAGAUGGUUAUUUUUUUAUACAGUUUUCUUUUAAAAAACAAGCAUUUCCCCAGUCAGCAUUAUUUAACACUCCUCUUACUGUCUCUUUCAUUGAACUUUCUCUUUGAUCAAAAAUGUCGAGUCUUUCUAGUCCUAAUACUAUCAUGUUUCCCAUUUCUGUUAAUACUUCUAUGAACCCCUCAAGUAUUGAAGGGAGCUAGCUGUCCAUUUCAAAGAGUUUAAGUUUGAGUUGCUAAGUGUACUGUCUCGGUUGAACCCUGAAAAUGCUAUUUUUCUCUGUUACAUUUUUACUUGUAUUCUGUUUGUCACCUCUGUUGUUAGAGGUGGUUAUGAUUAGACCUUACUAAGUUAGCUGUCACUGACGGUCCCAUUGGUUCCUGAGUAAAAUAUUAACCUUUCAAGUUAGAAGGAACCACAAUACUUCUUAGGGUGGUGGUGUUUUUUUUUAACCAGAUUAAGGACUGAUUUGGAUAUGAGGUUUUAACUUUAUCAUUUUUCCUGUAAAUUUUUCUGCAAAAUAAUAUAGCUGAUUUGAGGCUAUAAUUAUGUUUUAAAUUUUUUAUAUCAUCUGCCUUGGUAUCCAUGUUCUGAAAACAUUGCAUUUAAGAAUUCUUUUAAAUUGAUUUUCUAAAAUUUAAAAAUGUGGAAAUUAAGCAUAUAGCUGAGCUCAAAUUGCUAUGAAGUGCCAUGGUUCAAGUUGAACUUUAAACAUAUUUUAGUUGAAAAUAAAAAGGAACAUUGAAAUUUGCCUGAUUGAUUAUAAUAGGAACCCUUGACAUAUUUAGCCAAAGAAUAUAUUUGGUUCAGGUAAAAAUAUAAGCUUAUAAUGGCCAUCUGUUCUGUUUUAAAGAGAAUGAAUUAAGAAAUUUGUUGCUGGCCUCUAGUCUCUAUGCAGAAGUCUUUGUAAAGACUGGGACAUUCUACCCAGCUUUGGUGGUGAUUCCCUAGAACAACCUGAGAGGUGUGGCUUGCGCAUUACACCCACGAGGCUCACAGCUCAAGCCAUCUGUCCCCUCCUCGCCCACUGUGGCUCACUGUCCACCUAUCCCAGGCCUCCUCAGCAGUGGGGAGGUUUUGUUUUCUCCUUUUCCAUCUGCAUUUUAGGCCUGUUGGCUGUUAGGAGCUGUCAGGCAUGUACCAACAACUAAUUUUCCUGGCCUGAGACUGAAUAUUGCAUCUGCACUAUGUACCUCCUGGGGAUCUGACCUCCAGUGUGCUUUGAGCCUAGGCCUCCUGGUGUGGUGUCUUUGACCACCUGAAAUUAUGACACAUUGCAAAUAUUGGUAUUGUGAUUUGAUUCUCUGUAAAAAGAAAGAUGCUCUAUGCAGUGAGUUUGUGGUUUAAUGGUCACAAAAUGUUAUAGCACUGCUAUCAUUCAGCACGUGUAAAAUUUUUAAAUUUAUAAUUAUUAAAAUUUGAAACUUACACUAAGAUUUUCCAGUUUUUUUAAGAGACCCAGGGAUGAGUGUACUGUUUAACUAUUUACCUCUAAUAUAACUAAUGAAGGUAUAAAGUUGCAUUUAACUUUUCAAAAAGAUGCUUCAGUACAAUUUUAGGGAACAUGCCAAGGCUAUGUAUUGAGCCAGUUACAAGCUGAAUAUCAAAUUGAUAAGAUUUUAUUUGUAUUUUUAAGUCCAUAAAUGGCAGUUAAAAUGUGACUUUUCACUAAAUAUUUUUAUUAUAUU